Messenger RNA from Alosa sapidissima (American shad), 2208 nucleotides. RefSeq names its product glycoprotein endo-alpha-1,2-mannosidase-like protein. The coding region runs from base 874 to 2208 and encodes 444 amino acids. The record is from RefSeq and is a predicted model, not a curated record. Gene Ontology annotation, molecular function: alpha-mannosidase activity. NCBI's taxonomy places the organism in Eukaryota, Metazoa, Chordata, Actinopteri, Clupeiformes, Clupeidae. The transcript is spliced from 4 exons. Gene Ontology annotation, cellular component: Golgi apparatus.
AGUGGCUACCAUCAUGCAAGGAUGCGGUCACGGUUUUAUUAUUCUAAUGUAAGCAGGCUUCGCUUCAAGUUUCUCUGCUGAGGAAAGGAUGAACAGCGUCAUGUAAGCAGAACUAUAAGUAGAUACUGAAUGGAGAUGAUACGAUUUCCCGGUUGUUUGACAGCAUAUUGAUUAACUGGGGCUGGAAUCAGUGUUGAGGCUCUGGAAAAUCACGAAAGGUAUUGUCCUCGUUUAAACUCACACCUUUGUAGCUCGAAAGAAGAAUAGGAAGACCUUCAACUAGCCUUGGUUAUUCUCAAUUUUAGUAAGGCAAUAGCUGUAUAAAAUAUGUUGUGGAGCGUGUUAUGGAGCGUGUGUGAUGUGAGCGAAUAAAUGGCAUAAUAUGCUAGCUAACAGGCGCAAAUGAGUUUAUACAUUAUAUUUAUACGUUUAUACAUAAGUCAAAUAUUUCUAUAAAACUUCUUAUAGGCCUAUUUUUUUGUGUGGUAGCUUAGUGUUUGUUUCGAAGUCUGGACGCGUGACUUAACCAACGACUAAGUUCUAGAUUUUUGGUAAAUGCAACAUGGUAUCCCUAUCAUGUUUACUUACAAUCAUGUAGAUACUUGCACUUAAGAAGUUAUGCAUGUAGACAGCGCUAUGUUUCAUAAUAAUUAUGUCAGAUCCCAAUCAUCCCAUUGUUAAACUCUCUUUCGUAACACGCACAAACUAGACUACAUGUCUUGACUGUCAAGCUGUAUCUGAGAGAUGACCAUUUCUCUUUGACUUGCCUACUGGCUGUUUUUGGGGUAGUCUACAUCUAUCUUUUCUUCUCCAGAGCACGAACGAUUAUAUCAUAGCUCGUCUGUAUUUUUAGCCAAGUGACUUUUCAGAACAAUGGCCCGGCUCAGGCGGAAAGCGUGUGUGGCUCUUUUCCUCUUCACACUCUUUGUGUUCGGGACCCUUAUGGGUUUGCGAACCUUGAAACCCAGUGAAGGCUUUUCGGACCUGGCCCCAGGGCUGGAACUCAUGGCAGGAGUCGGGGGGAAGGUUGACCGUCGAUCCGCGUCCAGCGGCGUGGCAGUCUCUCCGGGUAACACUCGGGUUAAUGCCGGCGACACAAAAGCAUCUCUCUCCAACUCUGGCCAGGACAAAGGUAUUUUUUACGACGUCCACAUAUUUUAUUACAUGUGGUAUGGGAACCCACAACUGGAUGGGAAAUACAUGCAUUGGGACCAUGUUCUGGUUCCACACUGGGACCCGAAGAUUGCCGCAAGUUACCCUACAGGCAGGCACACUCCUCCAGACGACAUCGGCUCAAGCUUUUACCCAGAGCUGGGUCCCUACAGUUCUCGGGAACCUGAGGUGUUGGAGUCUCACAUGGAACAGAUCGAAGCAGCGGGAGCAGGAGUGGUGGUGGUGUCCUGGUAUCCCCCUGGUCUGUCCGAUGACAAUGGAGAGCCGACGGAGGACAUUGUGCCGGCCAUCUUGGAGGCAGCACACAGACAUAGCCUCAAGGUGGCCUUUCACCUUCAGCCUUACAGAGGGAGAAGUGACCAGAGCGUGCAUGAGAACAUCAAAUACAUCAUUGACAGGUAUGGAGACCAUGGAGCUUUCUACCGUUUCGCCACCAACAUGGGCAAAGUGUUGCCCCUCUUCUACAUCUACGACUCGUACCUGACGCCACCGGAGGCCUGGUCAGAGCUGCUGAGCUCCACAGGCUCGCACAGCCUGCGCGGCACCCCAUACGACGGCGUCUUCGUGGCGCUGAUCGUGGAGGAGCGGCACAAGCACGACAUUCUGGCGGGGGGUUUCGACGGCAUGUACACCUACUUCGCCUCCAACGGCUUCUCGUUUGGCUCGUCGCACCAGAACUGGAAGGCCGUCAAGGCCUUCUGCGACGGCAACAACCUGCUGUUCGUGCCGAGCGUUGGCCCCGGCUACAUCGACACCAGCAUCCGGCCCUGGAACAACCACAACACACGCAACCGCGUCAACGGCCGCUACUACGAGACGGCGCUGCAGGCGGCGCUCAACGUGCGGCCCGAGUUGGUCAGCAUCACUUCGUUCAACGAGUGGCACGAGGGCACGCAGAUUGAGCGCGCCACGCCCAAGAAGACGGUGACGCGCCUGUACCUAGACUACCAGCCACACGCACCUGAGCUGUACCUGGAGCUGACCCGCCGCUGGGCUGAGCAGUUCAGCAAAGAGAAGGAGCAGUGGCUCAUGUAA